AUGGAUGACUUGUCAAGGAUCAGCAACGACCUAGCUCAGAUCGAUGGACAGAUCACCGACGUUUUUCGUGCUUUAUCAAAUGGAUUCCAAAAGCUGGAGAAGAUUAAGGAAUUUAGCAGGCAGAGCAGGCAGUUGGAAGAUCUUACAGAGAAAAUGCGCGACUGUAAGCGGCUUAUAAAAGAAUUUGACAAAGAAGUAAAGGUUUUGGAGGAUAGACUUGACAGAGGAACCAACAAAAUGCUGAACGAUAAAAAGCAAUCAAUGAUCAAAGAGUUAAAUUCAUAUGUUGCUUUGAAAAAGAAAUAUGCUACAAAUAUUGAGAAUAAGCGAAUUGAGCUCUUUGAAGGACCUAGUGAUGGUCAAGUAGAAGAAAAUGUUUUGUUGGCUUCAUCAAUGACAAAUGAACAACUAAUUAAUAGGGGACAUCAAAUGAUGGAUGAAACAGACCAAGCUAUUGACAGGGGAAAGAAGAUUGUUCAAGAGACACUAAAUAUUGGAACAGAGACUGCAGCAACUCUAAAGUCUCAGACAGAACAAAUGAGCAGAGUCGUUGAUGAGUUGGAUUCUAUUCAUUUUUCAAUGAAGAGAGCCUCUAAAUUGGCCAAGCAACUUGGUAGGCAGAUUGCUACCGACAAAUGUAUUAUGAUGCUACUGUUUUUUAUUGUCAUUGGAGUAAUAGCUAUCGUUAUUGUAAAGCUUAUCAACCCAAACAACCAGGACAUUCGUGACAUUCCAGGAUUAGGCCCUCCAGCUUUGACCAGAAGAUUGCUUUGGGAUCAUAUUGUUAAUGAGCAAUUCUGA
This is a messenger RNA of Arachis stenosperma, 801 nucleotides long. RefSeq names its product novel plant SNARE 11-like. NCBI's taxonomy places the organism in Eukaryota, Viridiplantae, Streptophyta, Magnoliopsida, Fabales, Fabaceae. Gene Ontology annotation, cellular component: late endosome membrane; Golgi apparatus; ER to Golgi transport vesicle membrane. Gene Ontology annotation, molecular function: SNAP receptor activity; SNARE binding. The coding region runs from base 1 to 801 and encodes 266 amino acids. Gene Ontology annotation, biological process: vesicle fusion; retrograde vesicle-mediated transport, Golgi to endoplasmic reticulum. The transcript has 10 exons. The record is from RefSeq and is a predicted model, not a curated record.